AUGGCCGCCGAGGACGUGUCUCCGCUCACCUCGCCGCCCGUCCUCGCGAGGGACAACCGCGACGACGACUACUACGCCCACGCCCACACGGGGGUCGUCGUCACCCCCCACGCCCUGGAGGAGAGGCUCUCGGAGGCGCCGGAGGACAGGGACUCCGCGGGGGACAAAGCCAACGCAGGGAGGGGCGCCUCGACCUCCCCGCCCACACACAGAGCGCCCGUGGCCAGCCCGCAGCUCAGGAGGACGCCCCCAGCCCACAGCCCCCACAGACUGAGUCCCCCCGCCCACACGCCCGAAGACGACCGCCCACCGAGCCCUGCAGCCGCCCACACGAGGAGCCGAGCGCCCCUCGCCUUCUCCAUCGACCGCAUCAUGGAGCCGACGCCCAAGAGAGCCAAGGUGACGGAGGCCGGGGGCGUGUUCCCUUCCUCGAGCGCCACCGAGGGCUCUCAGCAAGCCACGCCUCUUGCCCCGCCUCCAGCCCCGCCCACGACCGCCCACCUUAGCCCAGCGCCCGCCCACAGGCUCACGCCCCACGCCCUGUCCGCGUUUACGAGACUGGACCUCCUGAAGGCGCGGCCGCAGUGCCAGGUCGCCACCUCCUGUACCUCCUCGCUCCUGUACACUUCGGCAUCGACGAAGGGCGUGCCGGACGGGCCCCCCCCUCGCCCCUUCGACCUCUCCAUGGGCUCCUCCCCUCGCGUCUCCGCCCCCGCCCACGCCCCCACCUCCACCACCACCACACAUACCUCCAGCGUGGGCGUGCAGGACCUCAAAUCGCCCUCUUCUGCGCCUCCGUCAACGUCUCCGGGGGCGCCGCCCACGAGGGGGUCGAGCUCCCCCGCGGCGCUGACCCCACAGGCGAGGGUGGUGGGGGAGGCUGUGGCCCCCUCCCCCGCGCAGCGCGUCGACCCCAGCGCUCAUGCUGACGGCACCGCCCCCCCUCCUCCUGCACCUCCUCCACCUCCCCCUCCCCCUCCUUCCGGUGGUAUCAACUCUUCAAGCCACGCCCCCAACUCCGUCACGGUCACGCCCAUCAAGAAGACCCUAGGCACCGGGGGCGUGGCUAAACCGGCCAAAACAUUCACCUGCCCUGAGUGUGGAAAAGUGUUUAACGCGCAUUAUAACCUCACGAGACACAUGCCCGUGCACACUGGAGCCCGACCCUUUGUGUGUAAGGUAUGUGGCAAAGGCUUCCGCCAGGCAUCCACUCUCUGUCGCCACAAAAUUAUCCACACGUCGGAGAAGCCACACAAAUGCCCUACGUGUGGGAAGUGUUUUAAUAGGUCCUCCACCCUGAACACGCACGUGCGCAUCCACCAGGGCUACAAGCCGUACGUGUGCGAGUUCUGCGGCAAGGGCUUCCACCAGAAGGGCAACUACAAGAACCACAAGCUGACGCACUCGGGCGAGAAGGCCUACAAGUGCCACGUGUGCAACAAGGCCUUCCACCAGAUCUACAACCUGACGUUCCACAUGCACACGCACAACGACAAGAAGCCCUUCCAGUGCUCCAUCUGCGGCAAGGGCUUCUGCCGGAACUUCGACCUCAAGAAGCACAUGCGCAAGCUGCACGAGAACGGCCCCUACGUGUCGCCCUCGCCGGCGGGCUCCCCCGGCAGCGACGCCGCCAUCACCUCCAGCGCCUCCGCCCCGCCGCCGCCGCGCCAGUUCUCCGUGCUGCCCUCGCUCAUGGGCGCCUCCGCCUCGCUGCCCACCAGCAUGAGCAUGGGCAGCCUGGGCUCGCUGUCGCACCCGCCGCCCACCAUGCCGCCCCCGCUCCCCGCCCACUUUAUGAACCCCUUCCUGAUCGCGCCGCCCGCCCUGCCCGCGGGCGCCGCGGCUCCCUUCCUCCACAAGAUCCCCUCGCUGCUGGGCUGAUGGCUCCUGCUGGCUCACCUCGCCGCAGCCGCAGUCACGGCCUCCUCCUGACCCCUGCGCUUGCUGCGCCUGCUGCGUCGCCGCCUCCUGGGGAAUGCUGCUCUUGCUGCGGCCGCGGCGUCGACCUCAUGCCAAAGAACCUCGAUUUAAUGAAAGAUGCGCGGUCGACAACGGGCGUUUGCGUCUCCCCUGCCACGCCGGGAUCACCGAGAUGCUUGGGUGUGUUCCUAAUGGCUCGCUCUCCCUUUUACUCUCUUUCGGACGGACGCAGCUGAGAGAGAGAGAGAGAGAGAGAGAGAGAGAGAGAGAUAGAGAGAGAGAGAGAGAGAGAGAGAGAGAAGCGGGGAAAAGAAGCAGAGACGCGACCGUUUCGCUCCUCCAUGGGGAAAUCAUGCGGAAAAUCUCGACGACGGAAACGCUGUACGUUCACUUCCUGUCGAUGUUUCUCUCCCCCUACCUCCUUCUCCUCCUCCUCCUCAUCUCCUCCCCUUUUCCUUCUUUCCUCCACCUUCUCCCCUCCUCCCCUGCCCUUCUUUCCU
Molecule: messenger RNA, 2420 nt
Organism: Penaeus monodon (black tiger shrimp)
Lineage: Eukaryota; Metazoa; Arthropoda; Malacostraca; Decapoda; Penaeidae
Product: fez family zinc finger protein 2-like
Exons: 6
Coding region: 1-1881 (626 amino acids)
Biological process (GO): regulation of transcription by RNA polymerase II
Cellular component (GO): chromosome
Molecular function (GO): chromatin insulator sequence binding
Source: RefSeq, a predicted model, not a curated record